Mytilinidion resinicola is the source of this 909-nucleotide messenger RNA. RefSeq lists its product as uncharacterized. NCBI's taxonomy places the organism in Eukaryota, Fungi, Ascomycota, Dothideomycetes, Mytilinidiales, Mytilinidiaceae. The record is from RefSeq and is a predicted model, not a curated record. The coding region runs from base 1 to 909 and encodes 302 amino acids. The transcript is spliced from 2 exons.
AUGGAGUCAUCAUCAAUCAAGCUAUUAUCUACAACUCAGGUCAUCUUAUCAUCCGGACCUGAUUGGAAGCUAUGGAUCAAUCAAAUCCGAACCCUUGCGGAAUGCCAUCAAAUCUGGGAAUAUAUCGAUCCGGAUUCCGAAAACAGGCCUACAAAGAAAGCGCCUACCGAGCCAACAAUCCAAAUGGUGAAAGAAAAUGCGCCAGCAGAUGCCAGCAUCACCAUCCUCAACGACGACGAAUACAAGACGUACGAACGAUUGACAAAACAAUACACUAUCAAUGAAAAAGCGCACAACAAGCACGCCACUGCCCUCUACGCGAUCCAGACAAAAAUCAACGAAUCCGUAGUCGUUGCACUACAAUACUACUACACCGGAAAACCCGUAUGCGAAUGGCUGCAAAUCCUUAGGAACGCUAUUGCCCCAUCAGAUCAAAAUCGGAAACUACGAGUCGCUGCGCAGUACAACAGGCUACUAUCACCACCAAGGAAUCAGAACAUCGACGUUUGGAUGGCUAGUUUCUUACUAGCUUACAACGCUGCCAAGGAAGAGAACCUACCUGAUGUCUCUGGAGACCGAGCAGUGCACAACUUCCUACACGUAGUAUCUACGUUGCAGCCCGAAUUCACAACCUACUGGAAACAGAAGGUCCAGAAUGCGUUGGCUAAGAAUAAACCACUGCCCACGGUUGAACAACUACACGGAGCCCUGCGCAACGAUCGUGACGAGAACGCAAUCCAACGAGGAAAGGCCCCAUUCACGGCAUUAGCAGCAUUCAACACAACGUUCCAAGGAAAAUCUCAACAAGAUGCAUCAUCAACAUCUACAACAAUCCGUGAUCGCGAGGUGCCGAUCCCUCGUAUUUCAAGCUGGUGCCAGAAAUGGAACGAGAAAUCCAACAGAAACUAG